Messenger RNA from Cryphonectria parasitica EP155, 685 nucleotides. RefSeq lists its product as uncharacterized. Gene Ontology annotation, cellular component: cytoplasm. The transcript is spliced from 2 exons. Lineage: Eukaryota; Fungi; Ascomycota; Sordariomycetes; Diaporthales; Cryphonectriaceae. Bases 92 to 685 code for a protein of 197 amino acids. The record is from RefSeq and is a predicted model, not a curated record. Gene Ontology annotation, molecular function: gluconokinase activity.
GUCUAUUGAAAUCCUCCAAUCAUACAAGUGCACGCUCGCCUUCUUCAAGAGCAAUCUAGACACAUACAAGCCUCGCCUAGCUUACGACACCAUGGCAGACAAGUCAAAACCAACCGAAGAGCGUCCACGAUACGUUUUCUUCUUUACCGGGCCAACAGCAUGUGGGAAGUCAACGAUAGCAAAAUACGUAGCCGAUAGGCUGCACUUGACCUUCCUAGAAGGUGACGAUUUCCACCCCCGCGCCAACAUCGAAAAGAUGCACCGCGGCGAGCCUCUCACGGACGACGACCGCAAGGGCUGGCUCUUCGCCCUCCGCGACCACGAGACCUACCACCCGACCGGCGCAGGAGAGGACAAGAAGACCCUGCACCUGGCCAUCACCUGCUCGGCGCUGAAACGACAAUACCGCGACGUGCUGCGCCAGGGGUCGGCGCAGAGCCCAAACCUGCGAGUGCGGUUUGUGUACCUGGACGCGCCGGAGGAGGUUCUGAUGGACAGGGCGAGGCGGCGGAAGGGCCACUUUGCCGGGGAAAAUCUGGUGCACUCGCAGUUUCUGAGCCUGGAGAGGCCUGGGGUGGAGGAGGAGGAUGUGGUCCUGGUGAAUGUGGAUCGGCCGCUGGAGGAUGGAGAAAAGGAGGCGGUGGAGAGGGUGAGGGAGAUAUUGGAGAGGGAAGAUUCUGGGUAG